Messenger RNA from Pelobates cultripes (western spadefoot toad), 24841 nucleotides. Lineage: Eukaryota; Metazoa; Chordata; Amphibia; Anura; Pelobatidae. The record is from the annotation of a GenBank genome assembly.
CGCCUCUCUCACUAGUUUGAGCCGCAGUGCGAUCCGUACACCGGGCCGGAAAUGAUGAACCGGAAGUGCUGGGAGCUGCACAUUGACAGGCUGCGGGUGAGACUGAGAUAAGCGGCCGAGAGCCGGGGGCCACAAACCGGGGGAGUCACAGGGGCCCCCCGACCGCACUGUGCACCCAGCCUGGGGGGGCCUGACCGGGGCCGUAAUAACUCUCUGACCGGGGCCGUAAUAACACCCUGACCGGGGCCGUAAUAACUCCGUGACCGGGGCCGUAAUAACUCCCUGACCGGGGCCGUAAUAACUCUCUGACCGGGGCCGUAAUAACUCCCUGACCGGGGCCGUAAUAACUCCUGACCGGGGCCGUAUUAACUCUCUGACAGGGCCGUAAUAACUCCCCUGACCAGGUGUAAUAAGCUGUGGCCCAGGGCCGUAAUAACUCCACAACCGGGGCCGCCAAUAACUCUCUGACCGGGGCCGUAAUAACUCCGUGACCGGGGCCAUGUACUCCCGUGACCGGGGCCGUAAUGCUCCCUGAGCCGGGGCCGUAAUAACUCUCCUGACCGAGGCCCGUAAUAACUCCGGCCGGGGCCGUAAUAACUCCCUGACCGGGGCCGUAAUAACUCCCUGACCGGGCCCGUAAUAACUCCCUGACCGGGGCCGUAAUAACUCCCUGACCGGGGCCGUAAUAACUCCCUGACCGGGGCCGUAAUAACUCCCUGACCGGGGCCGUAAUAACUCCCUGACCGGGGCCGUAAUAACUCCGUGACCGGGGCCGUAAUAACUCCGUGACCGGGGCCGUAAUAACUCCGUGACCGGGGCCGUAAUAACUCCGUGACCGGGGCCGUAAUAACUCCGUGACCGGGGCCGUAAUAACUCCCUGACCGGGGCCGUAAUAACUCCCUGACCGGGGCCGUAAUAACUCUCUGACCGGGGCCGUAAUAACUCCCUGACCGGGGCCGUAAUAACUCCCUGACCGGGGCCGUAAUAACUCUCUGACCGGGGCCGUAAUAACUCUCUGACCGGGGCCGUAAUAACUCCCUGACCGGGGCCGUAAUAACUCCCUGACCGGGGCCGUAAUAACUCUCGGCCAGGGCCGUAAUAACUCUCUGACCGGGGCCAUGUAAUAACUCUCUGACAGAGGCCCAUGUAACUCCCUGACCGGGGCCAUGUAACUCCGUGACGGGGCCAAUAAUAACUCCGCUGACCGGGGCCGUAAUAACUCCCUGACCGGGGCCGUAAUAACUCCCUGACCGGGGCCGUAAUAACUCCCUGACCGGGGCCGUAAUAACUCCCUGACCGGGGCCGUAAUAACUCCGUGACCGGGGCCGUAAUAACUCCGUGACCGGGGCCGUAAUAACUCCCUGACCGGGGCCGUAAUAACUCCCUGACCGGGGCCGUAAUAACUCCCUGACCGGGGCCGUAAUAACACCCUGACCGGGGCCGUAAUAACACCCUGACCGGGGCCGUAAUAACUCCCUGACCGGGGCCGUAAUAACUCUCUGACCGGGGCCGUAAUAACUCCCUGACCGGGGCCGUAAUAACUCCCUGACCGGGGCCGUAAUAACUCCCUGACCGGGGCCGUAAUAACUCCCUGACCGGGGCCGUAAUAACUCCCUGACCGGGGCCGUAAUAACUCCCUGACCGGGGCCGUAAUAACUCCCUGACCGGGGCCGUAAUAACGCCCUGACCGGGGCCGUAAUAACUCCCUGACCGGGGCCGUAAUAACUCCCUGACCGGGGCCGUAAUAACUCCGUGACCGGGGCCGUAAUAACUCUGUGACCGGGGCCGUAAUAACUCCGUGACCGGGGCCGUAAUAGCACUCCUGACCGGGGCGUAUGCUCCGUGACCGGGGCCAUGAAACCAGCCUCCCCUGACCAGGGCCGCCCAAUAACUCUCUGACCGGGGCCAUGUGCUCUGACCAGGGCCGUAUGCUCGGCCAGGGCCGUAACUAACUCUCGGCCAGAGGCCGUAAUAACUCUCUGACCGGGGCCGUACCCAAUAACUCCUGACCGGGGCCGUAAUAACUCCCUGACCGGGGCCGUAAUAACUCCGUGACCGGGGCCGUAAUAACUCCGUGACCGGGGCCGUAAUAACUCCGUGACCGGGGCCGUAAUAACUCCGUGACCGGGGCCGUAAUAACUCCGUGACCGGGGCCGUAAUAACUCUCUGACCGGGGCCGUAAUAACUCUCUGACCGGGGCCGUAAUAACUCUCUGACCGGGGCCGUAAUAACUCUCUGACCGGGGCCGUAAUAACUCCCUGACCGGGGCCGUAAUAACUCCCUGACCGGGGCCGUAAUAACUCCCUGACCGGGGCCGUAAUAACUCCCUGACCGGGGCCGUAAUAACUCCCUGACCGGGGCCGUAAUAACUCCGUGACCGGGGCCGUAAUAACUCCGUGACCGGGGCCGUAAUAACUCCGUGACCGGGGCCGUAAUAACUCCGUGACCGGGGCCGUAAUAACUCCGUGACCGGGGCCGUAAUAACUCCCUGACCGGGGCCGUAAUAACUCCCUGACCGGGGCCGUAAUAACUCCCUGACCGGGGCCGUAAUAACACCCUGACCGGGGCCGUAAUAACACCCUGACCGGGGCCGUAAUAACUCCCUGACCGGGGCCGUAAUAACUCUCUGACCGGGGCCGUAAUAACUCCCUGACCGGGGCCGUAAUAACUCCGUGACCGGGGCCGUAAUAACUCCGUGACCGGGGCCGUAAUAACUCCCUGACCGGGGCCGUAAUAACUCCCUGACCGGGGCCGUAAUGCUUUCGGCCACAUGUGGCGCCAUCUGCUGGAUGCUUGCAGGGAAAUCUCCCUCCCAUAUUACAGCUCUGGCAUGCUGUCCCUUCAGGUGCUGGCCAGGUGGCAAUUCCAACACCAGUCACAGUCGGCAGGUAGACCUUGUCUCUCUCUCUCUCCCCUCUGCAGGCUCAGAAUCACCGUGGCUCAGCUGCAGCUCACUUUGAGCUCUGCAUACAGCUCGUCUGUCAGACUGGGGUCUGUUAAUAUUGCCCUAGCUGACAGAGGGGAUCCCCAUGUCUAUGGAUGUAACCCCGCUCACACUAAAAUGUUACAACGUUCCAUGCCAUUCUAACGUAGAUCUAGUGCACUUUGUUAAAAAGAUGAGUGUCCUAACCUCCUCCUCCUCCUCAUUAUUAUAGUCCCUGCCUUUUACAGAGUUAGUCAAUCCUAUAUUUGAAUUACACACAAAAAUAUAUUUUAUAGGAUCCUAUUCUAGUAAUACUAACAAUUAAAAUAUGCAUUUUUUGUGUGUGAAGUUAUUCUUGUAAUGGUUUUCUAGAUUUGCAAUCUGUGUGAGUAGUGACUCAUUUUGCAUGUUUAUGAGGCCCCAAUGUCUUAUUCAUUGAAAUAUCAAUACUUUAAAUAUUGAAUAAUUCUUGUUUUUUGUAGUAGAAAUUCCCAAGAUGAAAUGAAGUGUGCUUGGGAAGCAGAUUGCAAUUUAUUGUGGAAUGCUUAUAAAACCAUGUGUAUUUCAUUACCGUAUCGAAUAAAAUUUACCUAAAACAGACCUACACUGCUCACCCUUUUGGCAAUAUAGCAAUCGAACCUCCAUUCACGACGGUUGGUGUUAUUCGUUUUAUAUUAGCUCUGGUCUUUACCCUGCACUGUUGCAUAAAUAUUCUGUAGCUCUAGAGAUGUAAUUCACAAAAACUGAUUUGUAGCAAAUUGAAAUGGUGUUCUGUGCAGUUCACGGUUUAAACUUGUCAUACGAAGUGACGAGGUACACGUUCUAGAGCCAGAACUACAGGAAUUAAUUCAUUUCAAUCAAUAAUUGAGUUGGGAAGUUCAGUUUUAUGAUGGUUAUGGUGGAAAUAGAACUGUGUAAGCCUGGGUUUUGACGGUCUUGCAGUUGUUGCAUUAACCAACUGAGCUGUUGCACUAAUAAUAAUUCCAGUUGGACUAAAUAAAUUGCCUAAAUGGUAUUAUCAUGUAAGUUUUGCAUCUGUGGACAUAUUACUGGGAGACAUAGUAUGGUAAAGUCAAUAAUAGCUGAAUAAAAUGUCAGUUCCGACUGGUUUAACCAUUAGAAUCUAAAACACAUGUGAAUGUCCUGCUCCAUGCAAGGACCCAGCACCUUUAAGUUCAUGUGCCUUUAUCGUCCUCCAGGCUACUACAUCCACAUUGCACAUUACUAGCCCAUUCAGUAGGUUAGCUCAGUGCUUUCUGUCUUUCAUUGUUCUCAGCUAAUGCUGAUGUUUCCUUAUGAAUAAGCUUAAGCAGUUGGGGCAGGCUGUAUUCACCAAUCAAAUGGUUUGGCACAAAUUGGGGAAAUGGCUCUAAAAUACGGUUUGCACCAAAACUUGUACAGUGCACUGCAGUGGUUAUGGUGCUUGUAGACCUGCACACAAAUUCUAGUCCCUAAAAGAAUCACCUGUGCUGAAUCAGAAAUCUUUUAAUCCACACCCGCACAAGCAAUGCUUUUAGAAAAUAAAUUAUUUGCUGGACUAAUUAAUUAAUUUGGGUAUAGACUAAUAGGAGUCUGAUUUGGACAAAUUGAUUUAAUUUGGGUAUAGACUAAUAGGAGUCUGAUUUGGAGGAAUUGAUUAAUUUGGGUAUAGACUAAUAGAAGUCUGAUUUGGACGAAUCGAUUUGGUUAUGGACGAAACAAAUUUUUGCACAUGAUUUUGUGUGUUGACGGCUCACGGUCAGAAUACUCCGCCAAUCAAUGUGUUGCUCAACCCACUGGCUCUGGGAUCUGUCUGCUUGGUGCUCUAUGCAUUAUUAAUGAUAUGAGGGGAGGCCUUGAUGUUAAUCGUAUAUUGCUGAUUACCCCAAUGCUUCAGCAUAUUGAUAAAUGGAGAAGAACCACGAGAUAGGUGUAAAACAUGGCCUGUUAAAGAAGCUUGCUUAUUAAACCAUGUUUGUUUUCUGUCCUAGCCCAUGCAAAUCUUAUAAGUCAUUCACUGAAUACCGCGUUCUACUCAUUGUGACAAGAUGGCGGUGGAGUUGCAAGCUGUGGUAAUGGCUGUUGGUGGUGGUUCUCGAAUGGUGGAGCUUACCACUGGUAUCCCAAAGCCCUUUCUCCCUGUGGGCAACAAACCUCUCCUAUGGUAUCCACUGAACUUGCUGGAGCGUGCUGGUUUUGAAGGUAAAUUAUUUUGGGUUAAUACUUGCGACAAACCUUGUUGGGGUUAUACUCUGUACCAUAUUGAACAUUCAAUUUAGAGCAGGGACGGGGAAUCUUGGCAUUCAUGAUAUUUGUAAAACGUCUGCCUGAAUAUCAUGAGAAUUAUGCUCCUCAAACCCAGGGCUGCCACCAGAAAUUUUGGGGCCCCUAACUCAGCUCAGGGUCUGGGCCCCCUGGGGCCCGCCUCCAAAUACCGCCCACAGGAAUAUACACACACAGACACAAACACACACACUGAUACAAAAAGAGAUACAUACUAACAGACACACAUACUGAAACAGACAUACACGCAUACAGGCAUACAUACUGAGACAUACACACAGGCAUGCAUAGUGACAGACAGACACAUACUAACAUACAUACAGACACACAUGCAUGAGGACAUAAAGACAUACAGACACUGACAUACAUACAUACAUACACACACACAGACAUACUGACAGACAUACAGACACUGUCAUCCAUACACACAUACAUUCAUAAUGGCAUACAGACAUACAUACAUACAUUCAGACUGACAUAAAUGCAUAUAUACACAGACAUACUAACAGGCACACAUACUGAAACAGACAUACACGCAUACAGGCAUACAUACUGAGACAUACACACAGGCAUACAUAGUGACAGACAGACAUAUACUAACAUACAUACAGACACACAUGCAUGAGGACAUAAAGACAUACAGACACCGACAUACAUACAUACACACACACACACACACAGACAUACUGACAGACAUACAGACACUGUCAUCCAUACACACAUACAUUCAUAAUGGCAUACAGACAUAAACAGACAUACAUUCAUAAUGGCAUACAUACAUACAUUCAGACUGACAUAAAUGCAUAUAUACAGACAUACUGACAGACAUACAUGCAUACAGACAUCCAUACACACAUACACACAGACAUACGUUCAUCAUGAUAUGCAGGCAUACAUUCAUACUGACAUACAGACAUACACACACACACACACACAUAUAUAUAUAUAUACACAUACACAUACACAUACAUAGACAGACAGACAGACAGGCAUACACACAGACAUACACAUACAUACAUGCAUACAGUCAGACAGACAAACAUAGACAGACACACACAGACACACACAGACAUACAUAGACAUACAUGCAUACAGACAGACAUACAGAGACAGACAUACAUACAUAGACAUACAUGCAUGCAUACAGACAGACAUGCAUACACACAAAGCUCAUUUUCCAGCCACCCUCCUGCCUCUUACCUUUUCUUUGCAGGAGGGUGGCUGGGGAUGAUGGGAGUCGGCGCAGCUCCCUCUUCACCGGUGCGCGCGCUCCUCCCGCGCGGAGUGGGCUGGGAGGUAGUGACUACUUCCUCCCAGCAGCACUUGCGGCUUUUUUUUUAAAGGGGCCGGUCGGCGGCCACAGCGCUGACCGGGCCCCUGAAGAUAUGGGGGCCAUCGGGUGGCCCUAAGUGUGUGGGCCACCCGAUGGGCCCCGGGCGGCCGGGCCCGUGACAACCGUUAUGGUUGUCACCCCCUGAUGGCGGCCCUGCUCAAACCAGCUUUGCUGUCCUGGUGUUUGUCUGAAGCGAGAUCUGUGAAACCAAAGGCCCAAAUUUUCUUAUAUGUCUCAGACUAUCAGCCUGUGUGUCCAUAGACAUAUAUAUUACCGUAUUUUUCGCUCCAUAAGACGCACCUCACCAUAAGACGCACCUAGUUUUUAGAGGAGGAAACACAGAAAAAAAAAAUAUUCUGAACAAACUGUUCCAUAGUGUUUCUUACUAUGGGACAGUUUGUUCAGAAUAUUUUUUUUUCUCCCCUGUCCCAUAAUGAUCUUUAACCCCCCUUUCUUCUGUCCCAUAGUGAUUGUUAACCCCUCCUCCCUGUCCCAUAGUGUUCUUUAACCCCUCCUACCCUUGUCCAUUAGUGUUCUGAUCCCAUAGUGUCCCCCCCUCCCAUUGUUCCAUAGUGCACUUUCCCUCCCAUAGUGUCCCCCUCCCCUUCUCCCAUAGUGUCUCCCCCUCCCCUUCUCCCAUAGUGUCUCCCCCUCCCCUUCUCCCAUAGUGUCUUCCCCUCCCCUUCUCCCACAGUGUCCUCCUCCCCUUCUCCCAUAGUGAGUGGUUACCGAAGCCAGCUGUAACAUCUCCGUUUAGCUCAGUGUUUUAUCCUACCGAGGCCAAUGAUAUGAGUUUUAUAUGUGGGUAAUAAUACUUGGAGACCCCAAGGCGUAUUCAGGAAAUAGUAACAAAUGUAUCUUUCCUUCCUAAAUACUUUGAUAUUACCCCAAUAGUUUUCAUCAAGUUUCCUAUAGGGAAAGCAUUAGGUUCCCCCAUUGGAUGAUGUUGGAGGAGGUGGAUCACAACCCAUCGGCGAUGGAGUCGGUUGAGUAAAUUUUUUAUUUUUAUUUUUAAACCCUUUACUUACUACGGGGGGAAGGCCACAAUGGAGUGGGGGAACCAGGUGGCAUUGUAGUGUAAGGAACAUAGAUUUGUAUUCCUAACACUAAACAAUCCCUUUAAUCUUGCAGACGAGUUUCUUCUUGAUUAGUCUGUUUCGGCCUGGUCUUUUUCACUAAGUGGCACACGAGUGGAAGCGCUGGCUCUUGAACCUAGUAUAGAAGGGGCAAUGAAGGUGUCAUAUAUACUUUACCAGAUUUUCCGCUUUGAUUUCUGCUUAGGAGCUGGUAGAAAAAUAAAUCGAUUCUCAGUGGAAAUUAAUAAAGUAGAUAAUGUGCUAGAUUUAAUGUGCUUGAAGCGGACCUUGCCACUCACAUAUUUUUCAGUAAUCCGUAUUAAUUGAUCACAUUACUAUAGAUGCACUAAGAAUUGGUUUAUGUUUGAUUCUACCUACUUAGAGCGAUGUUUUGGUCAUCAGCUGUGACCUUAUAACGGAGGUGGCACUCCAUGAAGUUGUUGACUUGUUUCGCGCACACAACGCCACUCUCUCCAUGCUCAUGCAGAAAGCGCCCAAGUCCAGUGAAAACAUACCGGGUCAGAAAGGAAAGCAGAAGGCAGGUGAGAAGAACUGGGCCAGGUCAGGCUGGUGAAAAACAUUUUUUUUUAAUCUUUUAAAGGAACUCUCUUCCGUCAAAACCACUUCAUCUCAGUGAAUAUGUUUUACGAGCAGGAGUUCCUGGGCAUUGACUUACCUUAAGGUGUUAUAUCACCUACGUUGCUGUCCGGGCACAUGUUCACACUAAUUUCACCCCUCUCUGCUCGGCCAUUGUACUGAGAUAGGAAGCAUUGAGCUCUGGUGAUUGGAUGAGAACAUCAGCCUGUCACUGGCCAUUGCAUGUACAUGUCUGUACUGUACUUGCAAUGAGCGUGUCAGCUAGCACUCUGUCAAUCAUUGCUUUCAAUCUUGGCUCAGUAUGACAGCUGGGCACCCGAGGUGAACUUUGGGUGUUAAAACAUAAAAAAAAUGAUGGCGCCCUCAAAACAACAUUUUUAUGAAGUUUUACUGAAGGCAGAAAGUCCAUUUUAAGGCAUGAGGUUAAUUUGAUAUUUGCCAUUGCUCUUCUUGCGUAAUUAUUUGAUAUCCUGGCAUUUACCUUAGUAAAUAAGCAUCAUAACCACUACAGCUCUUUACAUGAUGUGAGGAGGUUCUGUUUCCCAGUAAUACGGCAAUCCAUUUUAUCCCCACAGUUUAUCUGGGCUCCUUCCAGCUCUGGUGGCCUACAUACAGCUUCUGCGGAUCCUGCCGGCCAUCCAUUGGCUGAGAACAUCAGCUGACUGUUUUCAGCCAAUGAAGAACAUUCUUUGCAUGUAUGCACAGCUGUAUAUACAGAAUUGCUUUAGUCAUCCCAGAACUAGAGUUCCAGGCUGGUUAAUGAUACCCAGUGACUCUGCCAGGGGUUGAGUUACAUCUCCAGUAGCAAAGGGGUUAAGCUCAAUAUGUGCAGCGUUUCAAGUCAUUGAAGUGAUUAUGGUGUUUUUAAAAUAUAUAUCUAUAUGAUGACUAGUAAGGCUAAUCCAAUCUAAACACACAUUUAUAUUAAAUACAUUGUUAAACACAGAUCUGCACACACCAGUCAAGCCAUAAGACUUGCUUUUCUUACAGAAAUCUCAAAUUUUAAGUGAUGUUACUAAUGCAAGGGAUUCUGGGUGGGCAUAUGCAAAUGAGUUCAACAAAGAAUCACCUUUCUGCCCCAUUAUUCCAGUUUAAACAUUAAUUCCUUGGAGUUUGCUGCAUGCAACCGCUUUGAAACACGCGAAGCCUCAAUAGAAGCUGGUAACCAAAACUGAUGAUUUGCAUUAACAAUGAAACAGCUAUCCAUGAUUGGUUCACUGGCCUUGCACGUCUUCCAUAUAUAUAUAAUGCCAAAAUACCAGAGUAUUGCAGAAUGCAGUGAUGCCUGUUUUAUUGGACUAACCUAAUACUAAAAAGACAGGCUUCAAGAGUUUUCCUCUCUUCCUCAGGUCUGAAGCAAUACUGAUCAAUCUGAAAGUUAAACACUUAAAGGACCACUAUAGUGCCAGGAAAACAUAAUCGUUUUCCUGACCCCACCCUCAGGGUCCCACUCCCGCCAGGCUGAAUGGAGAGGAAGGGGUUAAUCACUUACCUUUUCUCCAGCGCCGGGCUCCCUCGACGCUGGAGACUUUCCUCCUCCUUUCCCCGUCAACAGCUGAAUGCGCAUUCUCAAUGCUUUCCUGUGGACGCUGGCGUCUUCUCACUGUGAAAAUCACAGUGAGAAGCGCGGAAGCGCCUCUAGCGGCUGUCAAUGAGACAGCCACUAGAGGCUGGAUUAACCCAUAGGUAAACAUAGCAGUUUCUCUAAAACUGCUAUGUUUACAGCAGAAAGGGUUAAUCCUAGGUGGACUUGGCACCCAGACCACUUCAUUAAGCUGAAGUGGUCUGGGUGCCUAUAGUGGUCCUUUAAAACAACUGAUGUUUGAGAAGGGGAGGAUGUGGUUUUUUUUUUUUUUUUUAAACAAACACCCUUCUGUUUUUGAGCAGUGGACAGCUGUUUUGGGGAUGUGAGAAAAUUGAGUGGUUUACUAGUUAUGGUAAUGUUUUGAUAAUGGUUUUUAUUUCACUUUCUCUUCUGCCAGUUUAAUAUUACUUCCCCUUCUUUCCCCAGCGGAAGAGCGAGAUUUUAUUGGGGUAGAUGACACAGGCAAAAGGAUCCUCUUACUUGCCAAUGAGGAAGACCUUGAUGACGGGUUGGAUGUUAAGAAAUGCAUUCUGCAGAGGUGCGUGUAUAAAUAGUUACAGGGAGCUGAGCUAUGACAAAGCCAAGCAUUCUCUCCCAGUUAUCACAUAUCUUUAUACUCCCAGAUUUUGUUGGUAGUUUGGAAUGUUAUGGUCAUCAGAGGGUUAAUGCUCAGCAGAAUGUGACCACCCCCAAACACACACACACUCCGCUGCUAGGAAACAUCACAACCUAUGCAGUAGACCUAUCAAUCAAUCAAUCAAUGUAAAGCCUGCUCAGUGUUACUAUACCUUUAUGUAUAAUAUGCUAGUAAUUUACAGGAAGGGGAAUAGGUUGGGUUAUAAUGCCAGAAGGAAUAUAUUUCUAACUGUAAUCCGUGUUCAUUAAUCUCUUACUUUAUUCUUAACUUGUCAUUAACAAUACCGUAGCUUUAUUUAAUUAUACAGCACUGCUGAAUGUGUUGGAGCUUUAUCAACGAUGAUAUGAACCAAUCAGUGUUGGUUUAUUAGCUGUAGGGUGCAAUGCCUUCACACGUCACACAGGUCAAACAUAGAGACCUUUCCUGAUCGCUGAAAGUGAGCAAGCUGCAGGCUGGAAGCUGGAACACACCUGCAUAUUCCUGAUUUUUGACCCUUGGACUAAUUGACCUAUGACCCCAGUCCAUCAUGGCAUCAGUGAAAGGCAAUCUCCCAGAUCCUUUGUAUAUUUAUGUGCAGGGGUCCAGUUUUAUGUCAGAGAGGGCAUACUUACAGAGCCACCCACAGACUCAAGGAUUAAACCAACGUGUAUUUUUAACAUUGUUUGGAUGGUGGGUUGUCAUCUGUUGUUUGGAAGAACAAGAAAAUGGAUCUGGCGAUGACGUCCCAGUGUUUGAAAUUUUAACAUUCUAGGGCUUAAAACUGACAGGAAAGGGGGUGUAACGAAUAUCUUCAUGGUUUGUUUCCAGGUGUGAAUGUCUGCGUUAUGAUCCAUUCACAAUCCCAUCAGUUAAAGUUCACUAAAUAGCGAAUUGUGAACUGAAUGGAACAUUCUCCCACUCGACUGUAGUCACAGCUUGUUUUAGCCUAAAUUCGAUUUUCAGUUUCGUAAUGUCCGUGAAUUGUAUAUACUUGCCAUAUUUGUGAGUGUGAUCAAUAUUUUGUCUUCAUUUUGCUAGUGCAAUGAAUAGAUCAAAACGGAGUCCCAGUCUGCAGAUCUAUUUAUUUACAUUUUAUAAAUAUUAUCGUGAUCAAAUAAUUUGUAAAUACAACGUAAAGUGAUUUAACGCUUAGAUUGCAGAGAAUUGAGCAGGAAAACUGCAGGGGCAUGAUCUAUACACCAAAACUGCUUAUUUAAGCUAAACUUGUUGUGAUCGUUUCUCUUUUUCUAAGUGAUGAGAUAGAGGGAGCCAGUAUGAGCUUGUUUUCGUUUGGCUUUUACGUGCGGCUGCUUUCCACUGGUAUCUCAUGUUUCUUUUUUUCAUUUAUUUCCAUCUUUUUCUCUUUUCGUUUUAUAGUUUAUAAUAUUAUUGAAUUUUUGGGUAUUGCUUUCUUCCCAAUGGUUUAUGUAUUAACAAGAGCCGUUCUGAUGUGUAUAAUAUUUUAAAAUGUUCCUAAACUACAAUAUUCUGCACCAAUGUAAUAUGAGCGCAUGGGUUUGUAUCACUGCUAUUUUAGGUGGUCUCAGCAUAGGUGGUUAAAACCCCUAUGAUAUUUGUAAAUGUUUUGCAGAAUUUACUUAACAUAUAUCAUAUUUUGUUUAAAAAAAUAAAUAAAAAUGUUCUCUCUGAGGUUAAGGACCACUGAUAUACCCAUAACUUUAUAACUACAUCUUCUUGUCAACCUUUGUUUAAGGUAGAAUAUGAUUAGCAGGUCCCUUUCCACAGUCUUAACUACUGUCUUAUUGUUAUUACUGGGACUUUUUUUGUCACUGUCAAAACCCCCCAAAAAACAGGCAAGGUAAAGUUGUAGGAAGUAAAUUUUCAAUUAAAUAGAGAGGAUAGCAAGGAGUCUGAGAAGAUGUUUAACACCAGUGUGUAACUUAGAUUUUAUGGAUGCCUGGGGAGAGGAGGGGGGGGGGUCUGAAUGAUGUAUGAUAAUAGUUAUUGAUGUGACCUCACAGAUCUGUAACUUAAAGGGUCAGUCUACGAAACCACAUCAGAUUUAGGGCAUUUAAAAGAAACAAACUGCUAACUUGUCUCACGCCACUCUGUUUCCUGUUUUAAUACAGAUAUCCUCGAGUUCACAUCCACAUGGGAAUGGUAGAUGCACAUCUGUAUUGCCUAAAGAAAUAUGUGGUGGACUUCCUGGUAGCCAAUGUGUACGUACCUGCAGCCAUUCAUUUAACACUUUUCUGCCUGGUAACCUUUAGCAAGCAAAGUUGUUAUAUCAGUUUUCAGAAAUGAGAAUCCCUAUUCUUAACAUUUUCCAUUCUCAUUUUAUUGUUGUAUCGGAUUUUAGAUUAACAUGUUUACACCAUUCUAUAUCGUUAAAUGCUGUUUCUGUGUGCAUUGUGUGUGUUUAGAUCUCAUUCUGUCCUUUGUUCCACUUUAUAAAAUUGUAUCCAAACUCUGUGCUUUCAACUGUGUUACAGUAAUUCACAAAGGGAGGAUACUGCACUUAGUGCUGGGGUUGGCAAAUCCCAGUUUAGUAGAUAAAAUAAAUUCAGUCAAGUUUCCCAAGAUUGCUGCAGAAUGGCAGGUUUAUUGUAGCAAAAACAGCAACGUUUCAGCCUACAUAGGCCUUUAUCAAGCUUGAUAUUAAAUUGUAUUGCAGUCUGGGUCUAGUGGGCAUCAUAUCUAUUGGGAAACAUUGUGAACCUUACCUUCCAUGGUUUUCAGGCAGGUGAUGGCUGUCUGAAAGUGGUAUUUACACAAGAGUUAAGGGAUAUAUCACUUAGAGCACUGCAAUUACAUACAUGGAUCUUUUUUUAAAAAUUCUUUUCAGUUCUAUCUCUUCCAUUCGCCGAGAGUUGGUGCCGUUUUUAGUACAAAAGCAGUUCUCAUCCCACGCCUUAUCUCCGAAGAAGUUAGAGCAUCUUGACAACAAGGAGACAAAGCCCCACGGUGAGAGAAUAAAUCAGCAGGUUUCUUCUUUAAUUGGGUAAAUGUUGCCAUUAAUUUACUAGUUUUACUCUGUCAAUUUAUUCUCCCCAAACCCACUUUCUCUCUAAUUAAAUCUGAAUCGUUUCCAUUCUUCUCUUAUUGUACCUGCAAUGUGACUAUAUGCAUCAAGUUAUAAAAUAUAGACCUUCCCUAUUCAAAGCACUAGCAUAUAAUGACGAUAAAUUGCUUGGUGGUAUAAGGGAAUACAAUGGAAUGGUAUGUGAUCAUGUAAUGGAUUGCACAGCCGCCCACUUGCCAGUGACUGGGUGCUUCUCAAACUCCCGAUGUGGCGACAGAGAGUGUUUCCCUGUGUGAUUCCAAGAUCUGUUUUCCAAGAAGAUAUAAACCUGUGGAGCACAUGUCGAUGGUUUUUUAUUUAGAUUAUUCUGACACUUCUUCAGGAAAUUUAUAAAAGUGUCAUUGAUAGAAUAGUGAGGCAGUGUUUUAGCUGAAGAACAAUCACUAUGGAAGCCGAUGCAAUGAGCAGCUUCAUUCCUUUCCUGAUGUGAUUGCUCUACCUGCCUACCUAUGUCUAAAUUAGAUCCCUUUGUACACCCUGCAGAGCUGCCAUCUCCUUUUGGCUAACCUUAGCUUCCAAGACCAGGCCUGUUCAGAGUGGCAUGGCUGUAGCUUCCAAGACCAGGUCUGUUCAGGGUGGCAUGGCUGUAGCUUCCAAGACCAGGCAUGUUCAUGGUGGCAUGGUUCUAGCUUCGAAGACCAGGCCUGUUCAUGGUGGCAUGGCUGUAGCUUCCAAGACCAGGCUUGUUCAUGGUGGCAUGGCUGUAGCUUCCAAGACCAAGCCUGUUCAUGGUGGCAUGGCUGUAGCUUCCAAGACCAGGCAUGCUCAUGGUGGCAUGGCUCUAGCUUCGAAGACCAGGCCUGUUCAGGGUGGCAUGGCUGUAGCUUCCAAGACCAGGCCUGUUCAGGGUGGCAUGGCUGCAGCUUCCAAGACCAGGCCUGUUCAGGGUGGCAUGGCUGCAGCUUCCAAGACCAGGCCUGUUCAUGGUGGCAUGGUUCUAGCUUCGAAGACCAGGCCUGUUCAUGGUGGCAUGGCUGUAGCUUCCAAGACCAGGCCUGUUCAUGGUGGCAUGGCUGUAGCUUCCAAGACCAGGCCUGUUCAGGGUGGCAUGGCUGUAGCUUCCAAGACCAGGCCUGUUGAGGGUGGCAUGGCUGUAGCUUCCAAGACCAGGCCUGUUCAUGGUGGCAUGGCUGUAGCUUCCAAGACCAGGCCUGUUCAGGGUGGCAUGGCUGUAGCUUCCAAGACCAGGCCUGUUGAGGGUGGCAUGGCUGUAGCUUCCAAGACCAGGCCUGUUCAGGGUGGCAUGGCUGUAGCUUCCAAGACCAGGCCUGUUCAUGGUGGCAUGGCUGUAGCUUCCAAGACCAGGCCUGUUCAUGGUGGCAUGGUUCUAGCUUCGAAGACCAGGCAUGUUCAUGGUGGCAUGGUUCUAGCUUCAAGACCAGGCCUGUUCAUGGUGGCAUGGCUGUAGCUUCCAAAACCAGGCCUGUUCAGGGUGGCAUGGCUGUAGCUUCCAAAACCAGGCCUGUUCAGGGUGGCAUGGCUGUAGCUUCCAAGACCAGGCCUGUUCAGGGUGGCAUGGCUGUAGCUUCCAAGACCAGGCCUGUUCAUGGUGGCAUGGUUCUAGCUUCGAAGACCAGGCCUGUUCAUGGUGGCAUGGUUCUAGCUUCGAAGACCAGGCAUGUUCAUGGUGGCAUGGUUCUAGCUUCAGGCCUGUUCAUGGUGGCAUGGCUGUAGCUUCCAAGACCAGGCCUGUUCAUGGUGGCAUGGCUGUAGCUUCCAAGACCAGGCCUGUUCAGGGUGGCAUGGCUGUAGCUUCCAAGACCAGGCCUGUUCAGGGUGGCAUGGCUGUAGCUUCCAAGACCAGGCCUGUUCAGGGUGGCAUGGCUGUAGCUUCCAAGACCAGGCCUGUUCAUGGUGGCAUGGCUGUAGCUUCCAAAACCAGACCUGUUCAGGGUGGCAUGACUGUAGCUUCCAAAACCAGGCCUGUUCAGGGUGGCAUGGCUGUAGCUUCCAAGACCAGGCCUGUUCAUGGUGGCAUGGCUGUAGCUUCCAAGACCAGGCCUGUUCAUGGUGGCAUGGUUCUAGCUUCGAAGACCAGGCAUGUUCAUGGUGGCAUGGUUCUAGCUUCGAAGACCAGGCCUGUUCAUGGUGGCAUGGCUGUAGCUUCCAAAACCAGGCCUGUUCAGGGUGGCAUGGCUGUAGCUUCCAAAACCAGGCCUGUUCAGGGUGGCAUGGCUGUAGCUUCCAAGACCAGGCCUGUUCAGGGUGGCAUGGCUGUAGCUUCCAAGACCAGGCCUGUUCAGGGUGGCAUGGCUGUAGGCCUUCACUUUACCUUGCUGAGAACUUGUCAGCUUUUUGUAUUUUUAUCUCUUUUCUGUGACAUAUAUAAUAUUCCUAUAGAUCCAUAUAAACCCCUAUUAUUCCAUGUCUGAAAACUGAGCGUGUUCUUUAAUAGUCCUCACAUUUGCUUUUUUGUUUGUUACUCUCGGGCAGAUAUUUACAGCUUUAUAACAGAAGAUAAUUUGAUGGACACAGCAUUGAGUAUGUCUUGCUGGAAUGACCACCGCGGGGACAUGCGUGAGCCAUACCAUGGAAGCAGAUUGCGGUGCUAUGUCCACGUGGCCAAAAACGAGCUGUGCUGCCGUGUGAAUAGUCUGGCUACGUAUAUUGAAGCAAACAGACAGGUGAGCCUCGCCCAAGGCAUUGAUUCGAUUAUGGAUAGUAAACAUUUAGGGAUUCUUUUUUACUAGUUUUGACGUCUCAAGCUCUCCACAUGUCACCAUUUAAUGAAUAAACCCCCACAGCCAAUACUAUUAGGGUUAUCCACUAAGGGGAAAAUUCUACAUAUAUUUCAAAUUGAAGGUUAAAAUAGCCGAACUGGAAUUACAGCUUCCUUGGAGAACUUCUCCAGUUUGGCUAUGUUGCCCUUAUAUUUGAAUUCUUGACAAUUCUCACUUUAGUAAAUAGCCCUGUUUCUUUUUCUUGUCAGGUUCCCCGACUGCUGUGCGCUGUCACCGAGGAUCCACGGAUACAUGCAUCUGCUGUCCUUACAGACAAACUAAUGGUGAGUUAGGGAAUAGGGAUGGGAAUAGCGUGCAACAAAGUGAUAUAUUAUGGGAUUUGUGAAUAUAGCAACCCAAAACCUAGUAACCGAUUAGCUUUCUGAGUUGCUGAAUAGUCUAUGCAGAUUAUUAAUCUGAGUGCCAUUCAGUAAUGGACAGCCUUGUGUCUACAGGUUGGUGUUGAUAGUAUGAUUGGCGCACAGACACAGAUAGGGGAGAAGACAUCUAUAAAGCACUCUCUGCUGGGCUCCAAUUGCUCCAUCCGAGAGAGAGUGAAAAUCACAAACUGCAUUAUCAUGAACGGAGUCACCGUGCACGAAGGGUGAGUACCUGGGUGUUAAAUGCAAUGUUUCCUUUCACCACUAGGUGGAGUAACAAACCACGAGGAUUAGUUUUGUGUAUGUCCUUUGCGUAGUAAUAAAUUGUCUAAUUUUAUCAGUUUCUACAAAAAUCUAAUUAAGUUUACACUGUGUCUGCAAAUCUCAAAUAACCAUGUCUGUCUGCAAAUCUCAUGUAACAAUGAAUGUCUGCUUCUAUAGACAAACCACCAAUCUCAUGUUAAAUGCAGAUCUAUGGAUAUAUAUGUGCCUUUAUACAGAUAACUUAGACGCACUGAUUAUUAUAAAUCUAUAGAUACUAAAAGUUAUCUGUAUAAAGACACUGGCAUAUAUAGUAUCUGUAGAUCAAUAUCAUUUAGCAGUGUGUCUAAUGCCUUGUUUCCACUGAGCGGAACGGUUCGGGUCGGUACGGUUUGGUACGCUAUUUUGAGUGUUUCCAUUAUAGAAGUGGCCCAUAGAACCGAACCAAGCCGCACCAUUCCUCGGCCCUCUUCAGUUGUAGAACCAUAGGAAAUGGUACGGGUUAGGGCGGAGCUAUUGGCAUCACACGAUACAUUCCAUUGAUUGGCGGACAGAAAAACAUCACUGCUCACGUCAACGGCAAGCGCGAAACAAACACCACGCCGCCGUUCAGUCCAGAUAAUAGGAGAAGGAUGCCUGCAAGCACCAGCAAGGUCUGGUCGGCUCUGGAACUAUCCACUUUCCUAAUUGCUGCUGGAUGACCUCCAUUGUUGUUCUUCGUAGCGUCACGUUUGUGGUCAUCGCACUAGUAUGAUACCACACUAGGCAAUUGGUCUAAACCCCGCAAGCCCCCUGGCGUUCAGACUUGUGGUGGAAACGCUCACCUGAAUAGGCUGGACCAUUCUAACCCUUUCCGAAACGUACCGCUGUGUGGAAAUGAAGCAAAAGUUAUCUGUAUAAAGACGCUGACAUAUAGACACACUGCGGAUUAAUACAGCUCUAUAGAUAUAUAUGUCCAUACACACAUAUUUACAUUAUACACUCUCCUGUUUAUAUUUAAUUGUUGAACAUUUCUUUAUUAGUAUCUUCAUUUUGGGACAGUUACAUAGGUUAUGAUACAGCCAUCAGUGAGUAAAGUGAUUAUAUAAUCAGCACAUACAUUCCCUGUUCAUUUGAUAUAGAUAUUAUAUAGCAUAUGCUGUAUUACUUAUAUAAUAUACCUGAAAUACACAGUCCUGUUCAUAUAAUAGAUAUUACUCACUAUCCUGUUUAUGCAAUAUAGCGGUUAUACAUUGAACCUUUCACAUAAUGUACACUUACUAUACGCUUCAUUCACAGAGUGCAGAUAUCCUAUAUUAUAUACUGUCAUACACUGCCCAGUUCAUAUAGUAUUGACAUACAAUACUCUGCUCUUUUCACAGAAAACAGGUAUAUAAAACACUGUCCUGAUUAUGUCAAAAUUGUUAUACACUUUCCUGUUUAUAUAAUAUAGAAAUAUUAUGCACGGCUUUAUUUGUAGAAUAUAUAUACUACACACUGCCCUGUUUAUAUCAUUUUAUACAUUGCUCUCUUUAUACAAUUUAGAUGUAUACUGCUCUUCAUUAAUUAUAGAUAUAUUUUUUGUAUAUGGAUAGAAUGUAUCACUGGAUUCCUGUUUAUGUAAUAUAGAUGUACAUAUAUAUGGAUGUUUAUUUUGUGCUGUGGUGGUCUCUCUCUCUGUGUCAUCGCUCCCUGUUCCCUUUCCAUGCCCAGGUUUGACCUCCCUGAUCACUCUGGGGUCUGUGUCCUGUGCUCUUUGGGAUUACUUUGUUUACAAGUAGUGUGUGCGUGGGGGCAAGGGGGGCCUGGCCCGUGCUGAUACCAGAGGUGUUUCAUUCUGUUCUCGUUAGGUGGUCCGGCUGUCUUAACACAUAGAUCUGUGUAAUCUUCUCUGUGCCCCCCUUCCUCUCCCCACAGCAUCUUACAAUGCUUAUAAUUCCUCUUUUCUUUCUUGUCCCCCUGGCGUCACCCCCCAGCAUGGACACACACAUACAUGGUGCCCCUCCCCCAGCUUUAUCUAAAAAGAUCUCUGUCCCCCACCACACCCUCCAUUCUGUCUUCCCUGCUAGGUAAUCAGUGCCAAAGCUCUACAAACAAGAUUCUAAACUAUUUCUCCCCAGCUAAUUACCUAAAUGCUUCCUUCUGCUUUUGUCUUCACUGUCAAGACCAUUCAACCAUUUUCAAUGUCAGGAUAGUAACGAUUGAAGUGAACCUAAUAAACGUCAGGUUCUGUGCUCUGAAUUAGUUUGUGCACUUGGGGUUUUAUUCACUAAACAAUAAGCUACAGCAACUUAACGGUUAUUUUCCAAAAAGCAUGCACAAAUAACCAACUGGGGGGGGGGGGGAGAAUCUCUUAAAUCAGCCAACUGUUUCCUUUUAAAUUUAGUAAUUUGUUUUUCAAAUUACCAUAACUCAUAACUUAAUUAAAAUAAAUGGAAUAUCUCUAAUAUGUCUAGAGUAACAACUAACUGGAAAUCAUUUCAUGGGUUCUAGAAAUCUACUGACAAGGGUUAAUGAGUAGAACUCCUUUAACUCUCAGCAUUUCUGGCAUUGACAUUGAUUUAUGUCUUUUAAUUAAGGGUUUGCCAUGGUUCCUAAAUUAUUCGUUCUGGGACCAAACUUUGUGUAUAUUAUGCAGUUUUUUUUAUGAUUGUACAUCUACUUGAUUCCUAGAAAAUCUAAAUUCUGAUGCACAAUAACAUUUUGUCUGUAUGUGAUUAGUCUUACUAUUUGCAUGCCGUACAUAUCUUUGCACCAGCCAAAUAGUAUUUAUAUAGCGCCAAUGUAUUCCGCAGCACUUUACAAAUAAGGACAUGGGCUGAAAUAAAGGAUUCUCUAAUCAUUAACCAUCUCUUCCUUUCGCAUAGACGGAUAUACUUCUGUUUGUUAGAUUGAGCUGCUGUUUGAAAACGCACUUCUCAUGUUUAAGUAGGAAAAAAGCUGUCUUGUAAGUAGAAGUGGAAAGCUGGAAUUGGCGUGCUCCCACAGGGGAUCUAAUGAGGGUGAUUUACAAACUAAUUGUAAAGAAUUUUCAAGAAAAGUACAAAUUUUAUGCCAAGAUAGCUGAGUUCUAACUGUAUUUCCUGUUUGAACUUUUUUUUUACACCAAAUUUUGUAUUUUAUAUAUAAAUAUUUUAUAUUUGCAAUUCCUUGUAAUCUAAUCUCCCAGCAGCACCCGUCUAGUCUAUUCUCUCGAUAUCUGAGCAUCUCCAUCUACUUCUUAUACUCUCAGGUCUCAACAGCGGGGAGCAGCCUGUCUCAGCAGCCGUCUGCCUUCCUUUUCCAGGAUAUUUUUAUAUCCAGCGUUGUUUAAUAGAUACAUAAAUACAUUCACGGGCAAAAAACCACAUUUUGUACCUUCCUCUCUCAGCGCCUGGCAUGUUCCUCUCUCAGCGCCUGGCAUGUUCCUGUCUCUAAGCACCUAAAAACCUCCCUCAGUCAGUAUCUACACCCGAUCUCUCAGCACAACUUACCUCCCUCUUUUAGGUUCCCCAGAACUAAUAUGUGUCCAUUUUGGAAUCAAGAAGGAUUUUUUUUAUGGUAAAUUUUGUUACAAAAUUGAAAAUUCUGUCAAAUUGGAAUAAACAGCAGAGAUGUGUGAAUGGCUCAAGAUUACAAUGUUAAUACAUUUCCUAUAUUUUUUCCUGUAUUUCUUCUGGCUAUUCUUGAAAGAUACAGUGUGACUGAAGUAUAGACGGUCCGUGUACUGUUUGUGCUGCGGUUUCCUGGGAUAUUUUACCGGCUUAGACUGUUUCUAUUCUCUUACUUUGCCCCAUUAUCACCAAACCUUUAUUAAUCCUUGCUGUGUCCCAUAUUUUCCUUUCUUUCUAUCUUCCUUUAUACCUGAUGUCUCACCUUCUUCUCACUGUUUAAUAAAUGUAUUUAUCAUUUCUCUCAAACUCUCCCCACAACCUAUCUUAUUUCCUACAUCCCUGCAUCACUCCCACCAUGCACCCUAUCGAAUCUCACACACUAUUCCCUGUUUCCUCUGCAGUUGCUCCCUCCAGGGCAGUGUGAUCUGUAACAAUGUGGUAAUAGAAAGCGCGGCUGAUAUUAAAGACUGCUUACUGGGCCCAGACCUGCGCGUCAGCAGUAAAGGUAAGUGCUGACCAGUAACGGUAUUAACUGAACCAGGGAUUGUAGGGGACAUCACAUUUUACGUCAAAAUAGUGGGAGAAUUUUUAUUAUGUUGUUAGUUCCUGGUUUUGGGAAUAAGCUGGUUGUGAUUAUUUGGAAAGAGCCAGACACUAAUAUAAAAAAAAAAAAAAGUUUAAUGUGAUGUGUGGGGUUUAGGCAUUAUCACAGUAUGGCGUCACUAGAGGGAGCGUUGUUAAAGUGAUUGCGCGCAUUGUUAGAGGGAUUGCAGUGUUAGAGGAAAAGUGGCAUUAUUGGAAAGAUUGCAGUGUUGUUAAAGUGAUCGUGGCAUUAUUGGAGGGAUCGUGGCAUUAUUGGAGGGACUAGACAGUUGUUGGAGGGAUCGUGGCAUUAUUGGAGGGAUUAGACAGUUGUUGGAGGGAUCGUGGCAUUAUUGGAGGGAUUAGACAGUUGUUGGAGGGAUCGUGGCAUUAUUGGAGGGAUUAGAGCGUUGUUGGAGGAAUCGUGGCAUUAUUGGAGGGAUUAGAGCGUUGUUGGAGGGAGAGUGGCAUUAUUGGAGGGAUUAGAGCAUUGUUGGAAGGAGAGUUGCAUUAUUGGAGGUAUUAGAGCGUUGUUAGAAGCAGAGUUGCAUUAUUGGAGGUAUUAGAGCGUUGUUGGAAGGAGAGUUGCAUUAUUGGAGGUAUUAGAGCAUUGUUGGAAAGAGAGUUGCAUUAUUGGAGGUAUUAGAGCGUUGUUGGAAGGAGAGUUGCAUUAUUGGAGGUAUUAGAGCGUUGUUGGAAGGAGAGUUGCAUUAUUGGAGGUAUUAGAGCGUUGUUGGAAGGAGAGUGACAGUAUUUGAGGGAUUAGAGCGUUGUUGGAAGGAAUUUGGCAUUAUUGGAGGGAUUAGAGCGUUAAUGUCUGCGUGUUUACACUGAACCCAAACAAUCAUGCCUGCGUGUGGGGAGCAGGGAAGCUCCUAUGACCGAGUUAGGAGCGAUUACAAGGUCUAAGCGCAGAUAAAAUCAUUUACUCUUGUCUUGGUUUCCACAGCAGAGGAUUCUGCAUGAAUGCAUUCAAACCAAGUGCUUUUCUGCUAUAAAGCAUCGUGUUAAUACAUGCUUGCAUCAUUGUAAGUGUCUGUCUAAAGAUUUGUGUCAACACAGUCCAACUACUUUCUUUAGUGAGUUGGAAGACCACCCCAGAGUGUAGACUCAACAGUCUUCCAGAGGUCAAGUUCAGAUGAUCUCCCUUUACAGGUGCAGCGGGGACAAGCAUGAGAGAGCCAAUAAAACCGGUUUAAUGUUCAGACCUACAGCCAGUGACUGAUAUUCAUUUUACAUUUAGUGUUUUUCAGCCAGAUUAAGAAAUACGUCUUUAGCAAAGAUACAGGUCCCUCUCCUGGACUCAUCAGUAAUUACGGAGGAUUGUUCAUUUUUAAAUUUCUGUCUGGUGUUCUGUGCUUCAACAAUUUUCUAAUGAUUAUAAAAUUAAUAAAAUAUGCUAGCUGCAGCUUAAAAAUCCCUCUGUGCUCUAGAACCAAUGACGCGACUGUGCUCUAGAGCUAAUGGAGUGGCUGUGCUCUAGAACCAAUGUAGCUGCUGUGCGCACUAGAACCAAUGUAGCUGCUGGGCUGGCUAUCCUUCUCUGGUUCCCAGAGUCAGUUGCAAUAUGACUUUGGAUUGGUGUUAUCUAGACAAUUACACGAGACAGAACUUUGGAUGCUAGGUUGAAAGCCUGUUAUUGUCAGGUGACUUAAAAAAAACAAUUUCACUCAAACGGAAGGAUGCACCCAAAGACUCAGAUUUCCCCAUAACCACUACAUAGCAGUUAUUGAGCAUAGAGUACCCCCUUAUGUAAGCUGCAUGCUCAUUAAAAUUAAAACAAAAAAUAUAUCAAAUUAACUCUAUUUCAGAUCCUUAUGCAUCUUUAAAUAGCAGAUUUUGUACCAGAGCAAUGGCCGUUAAAGUGUAAGCUUAUCUGCCAACGUCAACGCAAACCUCUUUAGUCCUACAAUAACAGUUCACCGUGCUACUAUCAGUUAAAAUGUAAAGCCUAGUAAGGGUUAAUUGGUGUGUAGGGAUUCAUAAGAACACCCUUUUAUUUCUAAUAUAUCCUUUUAGCUGAGAGCUCCCAAGGUGAGGUUUGCUGUGACGUGGCAGCUGAGCUUACAAUUUUUUGGCCAUUGCAGUGGUACUAAAACCUCUCUUAUAUAAAUGCACAUAGGGAUCUAGGAUGGUCCGUGGGUUACUUUUGCUGGCUUUAUUUUAUAUGUUUGGUCUGAUGAAUACUGUAGCCAUUGCUGCAGCCCAAGAGUAAUGGGAGUUAAAGAGCCAGGCUUAUUUCUGUGUGUUUAAAAUUAUUAGAAAUAUUGAUUUUAUAAUGAGCAGCAUCACUGCCAUGGAUAAUCAGUAAAUAAUUCAGAGGGUGGGGUUACUUUUUAAACAAGUUAUGGGGUCAGGUAAAUUCCUUUGUGUGACCAGAUGGCCCCUUCAGAAAGUUUCCCUGUUACACAUUUAUGACAUGAGGGCAUUUUAUAAAGUAGGGGCAGCCAAAAUGUAGCUCCCCAGCUAAUGCUUUGCCAUUUUGUAAAGGGUUACUUCAAGCACCAUCGAUACUUUAGAGAUUUAAAGUGGUGAUGGUAACUGGAGUUUUGCAAUGAAAUGCUGCGUUUAACACCUGACAGCAUCAUUAGGAGCACGCGUUCCGAGCAUGUCAUUAAUCUUUGCUCUGUGCCAACAAUACGUACCAGAAAAUAUGUCAAUACAAUUUUAUUUCUAUUUAUUUAAAAUAAUUGAUAUGUAGGAGCACCCAGUAGAUAGGGGUCCACUUUAAGGUGCAAUGGAAAAAGCAUGGCUGCAGUGAAGCACGAAACCACACUGGCCUAUCGAGUGGGAGGGUUCUUUCUAUACCUCAUUGUGUUUAUUUUCUUUCUUUUUUUUUUUUCUCUUUAGCAAAACGUUUCAAUGAGAUCAUUAUGGGCACGGAGCAACUGAUGGAGAUUUAACAUUGUCUGCAAAGGGGCCAGUCCUGCGCCAUGUCUCUCUCCCUCCCCGGCUUAUUUAUACGAGAAUAAAAGAUGUGGAGCUUUGUAUCAGAGCUGUGUUUGUGGGGGCUGGAGGGGACUGAAGCCUGCACUGGGUUUCUCACUAAAAUUGCUUUUUUAUUAAAUACAGAUAAGGAUCUGAUUCUUAUUUCAGUCAUUCACAGAUUUUAUGUUAGAAUAUCAUAAGGAAGCGAGUCACAUGAAGACCAUAAUUCUGCAAACUUUGUAUUGGCUGUAUUCACUAGCGGCACAAUGCCAAAUGUCCUCCAUCUCUGGUGCCAUCCCAGCCCACCCUUGAGCUAUCCCUGAACCAGUGCGAUAAAAAGCUGAAUUUCCAAGAUUUUUAACUCGACCUGAAACUUGGCUACAAAAUAUAUUAUAUCAUCAUUUCACACCGUCGGCACUAUAUAUGGUGGCAACGUCUGCAAGAACGAUAUCCUAAAGUGGUGAUUGUGUCAAUGCUAUGCCAUCACAGCAGAGCUGGAAUAUACACAAACGCCCCAGCACACCCUAUGCAGUCCUUAUUUAGAAACAAAAUAAAGUGACCACUUUUCAGCUCAUAUGUGAGCUUUUGCCAAGUCUAAUGUAUUAAAGCGGCACUGUCAUGGCAGAAUCCCGUUUUUUUUGUUUUGUUGUUUUUUUUUGUUUUUUUUUUAACCCCCUCUCCCGACUCCACUACAUCUAACUGACCCACUAGUUAUCCCCAAAUGCCCCUAAGCCCCCCACAUUACCUAUUUUUUUAUCUUUAUUUUCUGCCCCGAUCUAUAUUCAGGGCAGUGGCGUACACAUGACCCAUGGGGCCCCGGUGCGAAACUUGAUCCAUGGCCCCCCGCCCCCCCAGCGCGCGGGCCGGGCCGCAACACAUGGCGGUGGGCACCUGGUCGCAGGGGUUACAGGGCUGCGACCGCGGUAUGUACGCCAGUGCAUGCAGAUGCACACACACUUAAAG